AUGGUCAAAAUAGAUGGGAUCGAGCUCGACGAUUUCUACGCCGUCAAGCGGCCGUACAAUGGCUCGGCCGAGACUGGGGGAGAUCCUUUGGUGCAGGACUUGAACGUGUGGUAUCAUACGGGCGAUAUCGCCUUUGUCAUCACAAGCACGGCCAUGAUGCUGCUCAUGAUACCGGGGAUCGGUUUGUUCUACUCUGGUCUCGCACGGCGCAAGUCAGCACUCUCGCUUAUGUUCCUCUCCAUCCUGUCCUUGGCCGUGACGACGGUACAGUGGUUCGUCUGGGGGUACUCGCUAUCUUUCUCGCGGACGGCCAACGCCUUCAUCGGCGACCUGAGCAAUGCCGGGUUACAAAACGUCCUGGCGCGGCCGUCCAUCGGGCGGGAGCGCAUCCCGGACCUCCUCUUUGCCGUGUACGAGGGAAUGCUGUCGUCGCUGACGGUGGCGCUCGCCGUGGGCGCGGCGGCCGAGAGGGGCAGGGUCCUGCCUGCAAUCGUCUUCAUGUUCGUCUGGGCGACGCUCGUCUACGACCCCAUCGCCUGCUGGACCUGGAACCCAGCCGGGUGGUCGUUCAGGAUGGGCGGGCUCGACUACGCGGGCGGUACGCCCGUCCACAUCGCCUCCGGCGCGGCGGCAUUGGCGUACUCGAUGAUGCUGGGCCCGCGGCGGGGGCACGGCACGCACGAGCUGAAUUUCCGGCCGCAUAACGUCGCUCACAUCGUCAUUGGGACUGUGUUUUUGUGGUUCGGGUGGUUUGGGUUUAAUGCCGGGUCGACGCUCGCGGCGAGCCUCCGCGCCGUUGUCGCUGUUGUCGUCACGCACCUGACAGCGUGCAUCGGGGGGCUUACCUGGUGUCUUAUGGACUAUCGGGUGGAGAGGAAGUGGUCUGCUGUAGGGUUCUGCUCUGGUGUUGUUGCAGGGUUGGUGGCCAUCACUCCUGGAUCGGUCCUGACCUUCACCACCGCUUACACACCCUUCUCCAUGCGCUCAGGCUACGUCUCCGUCUGGGCAGCAAUACCCUUCGGGAUCUUGGGCGCAUCCAGCGCCAACCUCGCCACACGGCUCAAGUUCACCCUCGGCAUCGACGACGCGCUCGACAUCUUUGCGGUGCACGGCGUGGCCGGGUUCGUGGGCAACAUCUGCACCGGGAUCUUCGCCGUCAACCCGGUGGUGGCGCUCGACGGGCCCUCGGCCAGCAGCACCGGCGACGGCUUCGCGGGCGGCUGGAUCGACGGGCACUGGGUCCAGAUCGCGUACCAGCUGGCGGGCUCCUUUGCGGGCCUGGCCUACUCCUUCAUUGUUAGCUGCGCCAUCCUCGCCGCCCUGGACCGCAUCCCGGGCUGCCGCCUGCGCGCGACCGAAGAGGAUGAGGUCGUGGGCAUGGAUGCGGCCGAGAUGGGCGAGUUUGCCUACGACUACGUGGCGCUGUCUCGCGAGCUGCUACUGCUGCCGGGCGAGGGGGAUGGUGGCAGCGACGGGACCGUCGGGACUGCUACCGGUGCUGGUGCUGCUUUCUCGCGCCCGUCGGCCAUGGCGGCGAGGCAUAGCCGGUGGCUCUCUGGUGGGCGGGAGCCGGUUCAGGUCGAUGAUGGCGAACCACCUAUGAAGCCGACGACGGCGAGGCUUGGUUCCGAUAGCAGCAUCGUGGGUCGGUACUGA
Messenger RNA from Pyricularia grisea, 1656 nucleotides. RefSeq lists its product as uncharacterized. Gene Ontology annotation, molecular function: ammonium channel activity. Bases 1 to 1656 code for a protein of 551 amino acids. The record is from RefSeq and is a predicted model, not a curated record. Gene Ontology annotation, cellular component: plasma membrane. Gene Ontology annotation, biological process: ammonium transmembrane transport. The transcript is spliced from 4 exons. Lineage: Eukaryota; Fungi; Ascomycota; Sordariomycetes; Magnaporthales; Pyriculariaceae.